AUGGUUGAAUCGGAGAGAACGAAGCACACAUGUCUCCGGCUUGAAAUCUCCGGCGCCGAUCCGAUAUUCGUCAAAGGCACUUGGCACCAAUCUCGUUUCGAUAUCUCCGUCACCGAUGGCUCAUCCUCCUGGGUUUGCAAUGCGACUGAGGAGGAGGUGGCGGAUCGAGCGGCACAAUGGGACCAACCUGUAUCGGAGUAUCUCCAGCUCGCCGAGGAGUACUUAGGGUUUCAGCAACCCAAUUCCAUUUACAGUUUCUCCGAUGCCAUUGAGGGAUGUAAACGGCUCUCUUGGACGUUUGAGAAAGAAGGGACUAAACUGGAAUGGCGAUGGAAAUGCAAACCAUCACAGGACAGCAAGAAGAGCACAGUCAGGAUCUUGGACUUUCUUAUGGAGGCUAAUAUAAGGCUAAGUGAAGAAGUUGUGAACAAGACGAGAUCAUUUGAGAAGAUGAAAAGUGAAGCCGAGAAGUGCUUAGUGCAAGGUGAAAAACUCUGCAACGAGAAAACAGAGUUUGAGGAUGCAACUUAUGCAAAGUUUCUUUCUCUGUUAAAUGCAAAGAAGGCAAAACUCAGAGCACUAAGGGACAAAGAAGAUUCAGGGAGAGGAGUUGAAGAGGAACAAGAGUCAACAGACAAAGCUGAGAGCUUUGAGAGUGGAGGAAGUGAUAAUGAGGAGAGCGAGGAAGAGGCUUCAAAGAAGGCAACAACAAGCAGCAAAGGCCGUGGCCGGAAGAGAGCUGCACGCAGCUAA
Molecule: messenger RNA, 753 nt
Organism: Microthlaspi erraticum
Lineage: Eukaryota; Viridiplantae; Streptophyta; Magnoliopsida; Brassicales; Brassicaceae
Source: the annotation of a GenBank genome assembly